Messenger RNA from Eremomyces bilateralis CBS 781.70, 471 nucleotides. RefSeq lists its product as uncharacterized. The record is from RefSeq and is a predicted model, not a curated record. Bases 1 to 471 code for a protein of 156 amino acids. The transcript is spliced from 2 exons. NCBI's taxonomy places the organism in Eukaryota, Fungi, Ascomycota, Dothideomycetes, Eremomycetales, Eremomycetaceae.
AUGUUCGAGGGCCGCCGCCCCUCCCGCCGCUACCGCCUCCGCCAGCACCGCGCCAACUCCGUCGUCCUCACCCCCGCCGAGCUCGUCGAGAUCCGCGCCGCCCAACGCACCUUCGAAGGCGCCUACGUUCGCACGGCGCUCGGCCAAUUCUCCUUCGCGCUCAUCGUGCUGAAGAUCUUCACCGGCGAGUUCUAUAGCAUUGGCGCGCUGUUCGCCGUGUACGGCUCUGGCAUCAUGCUGGUGAGCUGGCUACGGCGGCGCAAGGGUAACCGGCAGAUCUUCUGGGAGACGGGGAUACCCGGGGGGAGUAGGCCGGGGGGGCAGAUGGGGUUUAUUGGGGAGGAGGAGGUGCCGGGGAUGACGGGGGGACAGAAGUUUAGGACGAGUGGGAAUGUGGUGACGGUGUUGACAGCGCUGAGCUUGGCGGCCUAUGUUGGGCUACUGGUUUUGACUAUCAACCUACGCUCAUGA